Zychaea mexicana is the source of this 3271-nucleotide messenger RNA. RefSeq lists its product as uncharacterized. The transcript has 12 exons. Gene Ontology annotation, molecular function: protein serine/threonine kinase activity; ATP binding. Gene Ontology annotation, biological process: protein phosphorylation; intracellular signal transduction. Gene Ontology annotation, cellular component: cytoplasm. The record is from RefSeq and is a predicted model, not a curated record. Lineage: Eukaryota; Fungi; Mucoromycota; Mucoromycetes; Mucorales; Lichtheimiaceae. The coding region runs from base 276 to 3032 and encodes 918 amino acids.
CCACGGAUCGAGCGAAACUAAAAAAAAAAUUGCUUGAUUUCAAUCCAUUCAGUCUGUUUAAUUGUUCCUUUUCUUAAGCCUUUUUCCUUUCCAAUUUUAUUUUCGUUUUGGCGUUUCUUUCCUCGGGUCAAACGCUCCUGUGCUCCCUUUUUUUUUUUACUAUACAUGCUUCAGUAAAUUUUUACUUUACUUUUUUUCCCUCUCUUUCUCCCCGAAAACAAAAGAAGCCUGCACGCAGCAAGAACGAACGACGAACAGAUACCACUACGUCCGCUAUGCCACCUUUGAUGGCUUAUUUCACACGCAGGCAGCCUACUGCAAGCAGUAGUAGUAGUGGUAGUAGUAGGCAGCCGAUGCCGCAUACUAAACAACAACGACAACGACGACGACAACAGCAAGUGGGAGACUAUGUGUUAAUUCGGACGAUCGGUCGCGGAUCCUCUGGACAAGUAAAACUUGCAAGACAUAUCAUCACAGGCGAAUACGUCGCCAUCAAGAUGAUUGCACGCCGUCACCUGCUUUCAUCGGUAGCCAUUGCUCGAACUGUCGAACGCGAACUCGCCAUCUUGCAGCUGAUCCAACACCCGAACCUCAUCAUACUAAAGCACGUACUUCAGGAUCCAACGUACGUCUACUUUAUUACCGAAUACGUGGAUGGUGGAGAGCUGUAUCAUGUUCUCGCCGAACAAGGACGACUUGCCGAGACCGAGGCCCGAGGCCUCUUUAUCCAGUUAGCAACGGCUGUCGCAUGGUGUCACACUCACCACAUCUGCCAUCGCGACCUGAAGCCUGAGAACAUUCUGAUUGAUCGAGAUAAAAAGAAGUUGAAGGUUGCUGAUUUCGGCAUGGCUACCAUUCAACCCUCCGAGUGUUUACUCAAAACAAGCUGCGGAUCUCCGCACUACGCUAGUCCAGAGAUAGUGACAGGCAAACCGUACUACGGACCACCGGUCGAUGUCUGGUCGUGCGGCGUGAUUCUGUACGUUCUGUUGACAGGCCGCUUUCCAUUUGACGAUGGCCAUGUUCCUCGCUUACUUGCCAAGAUUAAAGCCGGACGUCACCGAAAGCUGCCCGAUUACUUGUCAUCUUCUGUUAAAGACCUUAUUCGAUCCAUGCUGACCGUUGAUCCGAACAAACGAGUCACCAUGAACGAUGUACUAUGCCAUCCAUGGGUAACAACCUUAAGCAAUGAUAACGUCAUACUACGGUGUCGUUACGAUAGUGCUGCUCCUGCUGUCAUGUUUCAUCAACUAGAGAAUCCGGUGAUCACAAGCCCUGACAACCUUUACGGCACCGUUUGGGAAACACUCAAAGUGCUUUGGAGAAACAUGCCGCGUGAAAAUAUUAUUGCUGCACUCUUGUCUGACAAACCAAAUGUUCAGAAGCUUACAUUCUGGCUCCUGCAGAAACGUACAGAACGUUUGGCAUGUGGCGAAGAAUCGCAAGAGCAAGAACGACAGAUUGUCGAUCGGAACCAUCAACAAAUGCCGCGCGACAGCAACAGCAGCAGCAACAACAACAAUAUUACAUUAGAGACAAACAAGGAGCUAUUGAAUCAUCAUUCCCUCCCUAUACCUUUUCCGUCUUAUCGCCGUAUACCCUUAUCGCUCUAUGAUAAGGUUAAAUUGUGCUGCACGAAUGAUUACGAUGGUUAUGAUGUCCUUUUCUUAUGCCAUUGCUUAUCCAACUCGAGCACCAUGUCAUCAUCGAAUUACACCAGUGAAAAGAGCCAGAAGCAACACCAAAAACAGCAACAACAGAAUCUAGUUCGCAGGUCAAUGAAUUUUUCUGCUUCCUAUCAUGAUGAGGUCGAACUAUCUCCUAGUACUGCGGUCGAUUAUCCACCGGAUUUUGUAAUGUUUGAUGGUCAAUCAACCAGGACAAUGACAACAGACUCAUCUUCCGUGUCGACACCUAGCGGCAAUCACUGUUGCGACGAACUUGCUUCUGCUGUGUGUGGGUGUGACAUUGAUUCAUAUCAACAGCUACAGCAAAAAGAAGAACGAUCAAUUGCCAAUGCCGCUCCUAUCGGGAGCCAUCAUCUUCCCAGCAGCGCUAUACGACAAAAGAGAGCAUCAAGCAUCAUCAAUAACACAUUCUAUGGCUCCAAUAUGUUCACCAAUCACAGCACACGUCCCUCGCAUCUCAAAUCAACCACGGCAGAAGCGAUUGUUUCGCAUGUUAUACCCGUUGCAGAACACCGUAUGGCUAUUACUAGCUUUCAAUUGAAGAGUACACACCAGCAGCAGAAGCGGCAGCAUAAUAAUACCGGACUAUUCAAGCGACCUUUUCGACUAAUUUGCAACUUGCAUCAGGAAUUGUUCCAGCCCUCAUCACCAUCAUCAUCAUUUGAAAAAACGGUCGCCGCCGCUACUGCCACCACCAUAGACGACCUCAAAACAACAGCAGCAACAAUUAAAUCCAAAAACAUCUGCGCGCCACAAAGAGCGGAAAACAGAUAUUUGACGAUGGUUAACAAGAAGCUUCAUCGAUGGCUUUUCUAUACUCUAAUGUGGUUAGAUGAAAAAGUUCUAUAUGGGUGGGAAGUGUCGCAACAGAAUCAGCAAAGCAACGAAUAUGAUGUACACAAGAUAUACACCAUAGACUGUGCUGCUGACCAUGAAGGAGAAGCUGCGGGCAAGCUUCAGCAGUUGUUGAGCCAGUAUCUUGGUGGUGAUUUAAACGGGCAUCUAUAUCCUAGUGGACAAAUAAUAUGGUCCGGAUCUAUGCUUGCCGCAAAUCCAACAGACUUUUUAACAAAGCAAGACCGACAACUUGAAUUUCUCUGCAACAUUACUAUUCUAAAGAACACGUUUAAUGACGACACUAUUGCCACGACGGAAAGCAGCAGCCGCAGCACCAGCAACAACAUGUACAGCUCCACUUUAAAAACCCUGGCACGGUUUCAUUUCAUUUUAAUACAAGGAGAACCAUACUUUAUGAGAUCUACUGUAAAUACGCUUAACCAACUGUUUGAAAGCCACGAAACCCAAGCAAAACUCGUCUCUGAAGCAAAUGGAUGGCUGCUUUAAAUUUCUUACAUAUAAUAUUCGUUUUUUCUUUCUAUAUUUCUGCUUCCUAUCUCCACUUCAUUUUCAUUAUCUGCUAACAUAUACUUACACAGCACUGGGGCGUACACAUUAUAUAUUCUACUUCCUUCUUAUUUUCACAUUUGUUAGCAUAUAUACAUAUAGCAUUCUCUUUAACUUCAUCCAUAAUUCUCUGUCAUAACUAAUAUAAUAAGAAAACCCAGCAGAAUAUCACAUACUGC